Aaosphaeria arxii CBS 175.79 is the source of this 1933-nucleotide messenger RNA. RefSeq lists its product as uncharacterized. The transcript is spliced from 3 exons. Lineage: Eukaryota; Fungi; Ascomycota; Dothideomycetes; Pleosporales. The coding region runs from base 38 to 1933 and encodes 631 amino acids. The record is from RefSeq and is a predicted model, not a curated record. Gene Ontology annotation, biological process: positive regulation of transcription by RNA polymerase II. Gene Ontology annotation, molecular function: transcription cis-regulatory region binding; DNA-binding transcription factor activity, RNA polymerase II-specific; zinc ion binding. Gene Ontology annotation, cellular component: nucleus.
ACAUCUUCCCAUAUUGACGUCGUAGCUACAGUUUCCUAUGCCGCGUUCUGUCGGAGCUGGUACAACAAGAUCGCGUGGCGGGUGUCUACGCUGCAAAAGCCGACAUAUCAAAUGUGACGAAGCCAAACCUGAGUGCCAGGUUUGCACCAGCAACACCAUCAAAUGCCCAGGCUAUGAAAAGAAGUUCAAAUGGUCGAACAAACACGAGCGGUUGCACUCUCUUUCGGCGAAUAGAGGGGCCGCCGAAGCUCCUCAGGAUCAACCCAUUCAAACAGUUGCUCCUCCAUCGAGCAAUGAUGAAGACCCUGCAGUAUCAGCAAUCCAAACAACUGAGCCAUGCCAAAUUCCGCUUGAAAGCGAGAUCUCCGGGGCUGACGACUCCAAUUUCACCACCCUCAUGGCCAAUGUUCCUGACGUUUGGCCCGACUUUCCGGUUUUCAGCUACGAGGAUAUAAUGGAAUUUACGAGCACAAUGUCUGCAUUUCAGGGCCAAAUUUCGUCCCAUCAUCAGAAUAGGGCAGAUGUCAGGUCUAACGAGUUGAUUGUGCACCAACUGAAUGGAUCAGACUUCAGCACAGCCCAGCAAGCGCCUUUCGUUUUGCCCGAUCUCUCACCCGGAUAUACUGACCAAGAUCUGGUCCAGCAUUACUUCAGACACGUUUGCUCUCUUUUCUCCUGCUUUGAUUCUUCCAUCAAUCCGUUUCGAAACCUGGUUUCAGCUUACUGGGGCUCUUCAGAAACAAUGAACUUGUCCAUUCAGAGCAUGUCAGCAGCUCACUUAGCAAAUCACUAUCCAUCUCUGGCGCAAAUUGGCCUCCGUAAACGUUCUCAGGCUUGGAUGUCCCUUCAGAAAGAUCUACACCAGCGCAAGCCUAGAAAGGUACCCGCCGACGUCAUAUCAUUGAAUUUAAUGCUACUCGGAUUGUCAUCAUCAUGGCACAGAACAUCACGCAUUGGCGCGCAAUACAUCUAUAUUGCGCGAAACUUACUGCGACAACAAAUCGACGAAGCAGAUGAGGGAAAUACUGUCGAAUUUUUUCAGAACGGCUUGCUGUACUGGGAGAUGUUGCUGAGCUUCAUUGAUCCGGUACCCAUCGCUGCCUUGCCAGGUCGUGUCACCAUUGAACCGCCUGAAGACCCUACAAGUUUACCAGUGCCAAUAGUACCUCACCCAUGGACUGGUGUAGUCACUGAGGUGAACUUUGCUUUCGCAGAGAUUGGGAGGAUUCUCCGCCGUCAGCGUAUUCAUAAAGGGUUAUCAGCGACUGGUGUUUCCCUUUUUUCUGAUUAUGAGGUGUCGGUAAGCUUUGAUGUUGACUUCGCGACUGAAUUGGAGAAAUUCUUGCUUAGCAUCAAAAUGCCUCCUCUUGAAAAGAUUGCCGACCUACACGACAGAAGAACAUCGAAAGAGGACGUCGUUCGUGUCUCCAUGGCCUACCGCUUGGCUGGUCUGUUGGAGAUUUAUGCUGUCUUUCCGGACCUUCUACAGCAACGUGUAGAACAUGCGACUACUACUGAUGGUUUCACGUUUGGCUGUCAAAUUCCAGGGUCAUCAAUAUGCGACACUAGGGCCAAAUGUCUGUCAGACCUAGCCAACUACAUUUUAUAUCAGAUCGUUGAGCCAAUCUCUAUUCGGUCAGGUUCCAGUCGAAUGCUAUCUCUUCUGUAUGUCAUCCUUUCCAGCCACUUGCAACCUACCAAAACUCAGGAAAUGGGCGAUUUUGAAUCAGGCCAUGAGGAAGAGCACGAGGUACAACCCCGAACUCUCAUAGAAGAGCGAAUGCUAGCGCUGUCGCGAAAAUAUCCCCAACGUCCGCAGUUACAAAUGUUGGACAUCAUCAAGGAAGUUUGGCAUCGGCAAGACAAGGGAGAUAUGAAUGUCCACUGGCUCAAUGUUUUGCAGGACAAGAGCAUGCAGACAAUGAUGGGAUGA